Messenger RNA from Diatraea saccharalis (sugarcane borer), 1266 nucleotides. NCBI's taxonomy places the organism in Eukaryota, Metazoa, Arthropoda, Insecta, Lepidoptera, Crambidae. The record is from the annotation of a GenBank genome assembly.
AUGGACCCUGAUGACGACGGAGAACCCUUCGGGGGAGCCUUAAACAUAGGCUCGGAGACGACGGAGGCUGAGAAAGAAUUUGAGAAGGUACUAGACGAUAUGCGGGAAGCGGAGGGACUGAAGUUGUACUCCGAUGUAUAUACGAAACUAUACGACUCCUACUACAAGAUGAAAGAAGAAAACACAAAGAACUUGGAUCAUGUCGCCAGCCUCACGACCAAGCUACAGAGAUUCGAUGAUACAGUAUCCAGUUACCAAACAGAAGUAACUGAGGCCAACAAGACUAUUGAAAAAUUAAGAGCUGAUAUCGAGGAGGCACGAGCUCUAGCAGACGCAAUGCACGCCCGCGAACUAGCCAGCGUGGAGAGUCUGGAGACCAUGAAGAAAACAGUCACCAGACUCGAGAAGGAAUUAGACGCCAGGAAACGCGCCGGUGACGAUGACGCAGGUGCAACAUCAGCUGUAAAAGAGAAAGAAAAAUUCGAAAAAGAAAAGGCUAGACUGCAGGGGGAACUGGACGGUAUCAAGCUGCGGCUCAACAACGCCCUCAACUACGUCGAAGAAUUAGAACAGCGCAAUACGGUGGCUGACGAGACCAUCGCCAAGCUUGAAGAGAGGUUAGAGGAAGCAGAUAACAAUGCAGUACGACAAAAUCGCUUGGUAGAACAUCUGAAGGGCGAAAGCGAUACUCUGAAAGCUGAGAUGGAGAGCAGGGGAAACACAAUCAACAUUCUCAACGAUAAGCUCAGCAAAUCUGAAAAGACCAUCGAACGUCGCGACAGACAGCUCAAAGAGUUAAACAAUAAAUUGGAGAUCGCCAAAGCUGAAGAAGCAGCAGCCCUCGAAAAGGCAACAAACUUGCGGGAGACCCUUGAUAUGACAAAUGCGAAAUUCGAACAGACUAAACAAACGUUAAUCAACACAACUAAAGAACUUAAGGUGUUCAACCUGGAGCGUGAGUUGGGUCGCGAACGAUUGAGAGUUCGAGCGUUGGAGGAGGCUCUAGAGACACCCCUCAACGUACACCGUUGGCGCAAGCUACAGGGUACCGAUCCAGAGAGCGUACAGCUCACACAGAAGUUAAGGCUCACGCAGAAGUAAGAAGUAUCGGCAACAAAUUAUUCUACUUGAAUUUAGAACUUAAUAAAUUAAGAGAAGAGUUCAAAAUCAAUUGAGGAAUUUUAAAUUGUACUAGAGAACUAUGACAACCACCGUAGUAGAGUGACUCGCAAUAAAACUCAUCGGUUUCAAAUAGUGCACUUUUAG